GGACAUACCUGAAUCAAUCAGCAGCAUCAGUUUCUGUGGAGAGGAAAAGUAGAAGGACCAUGAACAGAGGUGGUUGUUUCCACAAGGGUAUAAAAUCCAGACAAAUGUGCACACAAGUCAAGCAAGAGAGAAAAUGUCUUUUGGCUAGCUGUCUACAACAUGCUACAGAAUGCUAAACCCGUGCCCACGGGAGGACAGCGUCAAGUCUCACCCCAACAUCACACAGAUUCAGCUCACACUUGGAAAUGGCAACUUGGCGGUGCAGAGCUCUCAGCUACUCACGCAGCCUGAUACAGUAGCUCUAAGGAAGAUGUGAUCUCCACAGCCACUGAGAGAGGAGCCAAUUCUGAAGCAAGAUUUGCAAUUGCAGAAAUAGGAAGAGCAUCCCAAGGCUCACAAGAACAACUGCAGAGGCAAACCUUAAAUCUUGCCAAUAAAACCAGCGGAGGGAGGAAUGGCAGAACCAGCCCCAGUCCCACUUUCCCGUCUCGUUGUACCUAUUCUCCUUGCAGUUGGCUGGAUCGUGGGUUGUGCCCUAAUGGUUUACAUCGUCUUCUCCUGACAGAAGACAGAAGAAUUUCCAGCGAUGUUGACUGGAAGAACCUGAAAGUUAAAUUGAAAUGCUGAAUGACAAAAAUAUGUAUAAAAUGAGUUACUUUUAAUAUCAACACUAGAUAUGGUGUAUACUUUUUAACUGCAACAAAGAUGUGAAAUGCUAGUCAGGAAGAAUCAUUAAA
Molecule: messenger RNA, 737 nt
Organism: Cygnus olor (mute swan)
Lineage: Eukaryota; Metazoa; Chordata; Aves; Anseriformes; Anatidae
Gene: STRIT1
Product: small transmembrane regulator of ion transport 1
Exons: 7
Coding region: 455-562 (35 amino acids)
Biological process (GO): regulation of slow-twitch skeletal muscle fiber contraction; regulation of ATPase-coupled calcium transmembrane transporter activity
Source: RefSeq, a predicted model, not a curated record